UGAAGUGUCUGAUUUGAACUUGAACGUUGCAGCUGUUUCCAGUGAGCUCUUGAUUCGUCAGAACUUUAGACGUGAAAUGAUGAAAUCGAGAAGCUUUUGGUGUUCUCUCAUAUUGCUUGGGGUUUUCCCGUCGGUCACGAGAGGAUGGAUGGAGUCGGAGAGGAGCAGAAGGCUGUAUUCGGAUGCAGGGAGGUUGCAUCAAGAGGAAUCCAGAAGGUCUGAAGUCACGGGAAGAAAAGUGCUUUAUGGGCAGGAUGGCCUGCACGCAUCGUGUGAGAAGAAAUACUGUGGCCGAGGGAGCAAGUGUGUGGUUAACAAGGAGACCGGCCAGCCGGAGUGCAGGUGUGUAGAAGACUGCAAGCCCAGCUACGUGCCAGUAUGUGGAUCUGAUGGCAAAUUUUAUGAAAAUCACUGUCAACUGCAUCGAGCCUCAUGUCUGCAGAGGAAGAAGAUCUACAUUAUCCACAGCAAGGACUGUUUCUUCAAAGGUGACGCAUGCACGAUGGCAGACUACAGCCGGCUUAAGAGCAUCCUUCUAGACCUUCAAGCUCAACGUCAGAGUCCUCCGAGCAGCCCUGCAGAGGACAGAGCAUCGCAGAAGCGCUCCUUAGUUGAAGAUAUGUUUAAGUACUUGGAUAUGAACAGUGAUGGGCAUCUCAGCAGCUCUGAACUGGCUCAGGUAAUGAAGAAAGAGGAUCUAGAGGAUGAUUUAUUGGAUUGUACGCUAGAAGACCUUCUCCGAUUCGAUGAUUACAACAACGAUGGCUACUUAACCCUGCAAGAGCUCUACACAGCCUUCCAGGUGGUUCGACUUAGCCUGCCAGAAGAGCAGAAGAUCAGCGUCACCACCGUAACGGUUGGUCUGAGCACCGUGCUGACGUGCAGCAUCCGGGGAGCGCUGCGGCCCCCCAUCAUCUGGAAGCGCAACGGAGUCGUCCUCAACUUCCUCGAUUUGGAAGACAUCAAUGAUUUUGGAGAAGACGAUUCCCUCUACAUCACCAAGGUAACAACUAUUCACAUGGGCAAUUACACCUGUCAUGCCUACGGCUAUGAAGAGCUGUAUCAGACCCACAUCCUUCAGGUGAAUGUGCCGCCGGUGAUCCGCGUGUACCCGGAAACGCAGGCGCAGGAGCCUGGCGUGUCGGCGAGCCUCAGGUGCCAUGCCGAAGGCAUCCCCAAUCCCCGAAUUACUUGGCUGAAGAACGGCAUUGAUAUCAUGCCAAAAUUAUCCAAACAGCUCGCGCUCCUAGCAAAUGGAAGCGAACUUCAUAUCAGUAGUGUUCGAUAUGAAGACACUGGUGCCUAUACCUGCAUUGCUAAAAACGAGGUUGGAGUGGAUGAGGACAUAUCUUCACUUUUCAUAGAAGACUCUGCAAGAAAGACCCUUGCAAACAUACUGUGGCGAGAGGAAGGCCUUAGUGUUGGGAACAUGUUCUAUGUCUUUUCUGACGAUGGGAUCACAGUCCUGCAGCCGAACGAAUGUGAAAUCCGAAGGCACGUCAGGCCGGAUGAGAGGAUUUUCACAAGUUACGAAGAGAUGUGUCCCAGAGUUGAAGGUGAAGGCGCUCAGUCCUGCCUCUGGGCUUCAGCGGUCAAUGUCAGAGACAAGUAUAUUUAUGUGGCACAGCCGAAGCAGAACAGAGUAAUGAUAAUUGAUGUCCAGACUCAGAAAGCCAUACAGUCUUUGGAUGUUGACCCAUUACCAACCAAAUUACAUUAUGACAAGUCACACGAUCAAGUCUGGGUGCUUAGCUGGGGUGAUAUGCAGAAGUCCUCGCCAGCACUGCAGGUAAUACCAGAGGCAAGUGCCGGGGAAGAUCAGCAUGUUAUCCGCACACCGUUUGAAGGAGUGGAUGAUUUUUUUAUACCACCCACAAAUCUUAUUAUUAAUCAUGUUAGGUUUGGCUUCAUCUUUAACAAGUCGAAAUCCGCAGUUCACAAGAUUGAUCUGGAAACUGUGACCCACAUCAAGACUAUCAACUUCAAAAACUCUAGCUGCAUACCGCAGACCAUGGCUUACAGUCCUGUACGCCUUGCCCGUUAG
This is a messenger RNA of Struthio camelus australis, 2044 nucleotides long. The record is from RefSeq and is a predicted model, not a curated record. NCBI's taxonomy places the organism in Eukaryota, Metazoa, Chordata, Aves, Struthioniformes, Struthionidae.